GGUGGAUGAAUCUCUGGCGGAGUACGACGAUGUCGUCGAGCUGAAGACUCUUCAGGCUUCACUGACGCAGUUUCAGACCGAAAACCAGAAGGUCAAAGAGCGACUGGAGGCCACAGAGACCGAGCUGAAGGCCAUGAGAGAAGUACCAAAGGUGGCGUUUGCAGUUUCUCUGGGAGGUGAGGGUCUCCAGAAGACGACAACAGGAAAUCAACCUCUCAUCUACAAAACGGUCCUGACCAACAUCGGACAGGCGUACAACUCUGAGACAGGCGAGUUCACAGCACCUACUCGUGGCGUCUACUACAUCCGCUUCACAGCCAACGCUCCUACCGACUUCGACAUGAGUGCCGUUCUCUACAAAAAUGGCGCUCAGGUCAUGUUGAUCACCCACGAGCAGUUGUCCGGGGAGGGUAGCGACACGGCGUCUAACGGCGCCGCCCUGCAGCUGGAGGCCGGUGACAAGCUCUCCCUGCAGCUGUGGCAAAACACUCAGAUCUGGGACAACAGCAACCACCACAGCACCUUCAGCGGCUUCCUGCUCUUCCCCAACUGAGGACCAGCGCUGAAACACGGAGACUCCUGCUUCAGACAUUUUCCUCGACACACUAAGAAGACCUUUAACCAUCAACUC
Messenger RNA from Plectropomus leopardus (leopard coralgrouper), 631 nucleotides. The record is from RefSeq and is a predicted model, not a curated record. Lineage: Eukaryota; Metazoa; Chordata; Actinopteri; Perciformes; Serranidae.